Molecule: messenger RNA, 6588 nt
Organism: Pygocentrus nattereri (red-bellied piranha)
Lineage: Eukaryota; Metazoa; Chordata; Actinopteri; Characiformes; Serrasalmidae
Gene: tiam2b
Product: T-lymphoma invasion and metastasis-inducing protein 2
Exons: 29
Coding region: 341-5122 (1593 amino acids)
Biological process (GO): small GTPase-mediated signal transduction; positive regulation of axonogenesis; activation of GTPase activity
Cellular component (GO): synapse; membrane
Molecular function (GO): protein binding; guanyl-nucleotide exchange factor activity
Source: RefSeq, a predicted model, not a curated record
CUGUUCUCAUGUUUACAUUUUCCUCUGGCCUGGAGGAGAACUUUUGGGAAGAGGAAUGACUGAAAUCAAAAAACAACUUCUGCAGCUUAAAGUUGGAACUGGAUGGGCGGAUGGGCAAAGGCAAGCCUGGAUGAGCAAGAGAGACCUUGGGACAGCUGGAGAGAGAGAGAGGAGAGAGAGAGGAGAUCCAUCGUAACUUUAGAAGAACUCAGUGGAUUAGUGGAGUGGAGGAGUGCACAGAGAACUGCAGCAGGAACAGCAGGACUAACAGAAAACUGCACUGAGGAACGUGAUGGACUAUUAUUAUUCAUCCUAAGGACCUGAACAACAGUCGAUCAGAAUGGGGAACACAGACAGUCAGUACAGCAGUUUCAUCAUCCCCAGCAGGUCUCGGCCAUGCUCUCUGAAGAUAAACUCCUCCAAAGAGGAGGCUUUAUCCCCCCACAGCUGGUGGAGGAGCACAGGAGGGGGAGCAUCGACUUAUAAGACCCGCGGCUCACCCAGAAAUGGACAAAACCAACACAAAAACGGUCAGCCGUAUGCCCCCCGCCACUGCGAAUACAUCAAAAGCAACAAUAACAACAAGCAGCAGCACAGCUCCAUUCAAAACAACAGCAAACUGGACUACGAGUGUCUCCUGACCCAGCAGAACGGCUGCUAUGUCCCAAGCAGUAGCCCUCGAUCUGCUGCCAGAAGCUCUGGCUCUGAAGCUUCUCACAGUAGGAACAGUCCCAAGGUGCUUUUUAGUCAGGAUGGAAGUUUGCGGGUGGAGUUUACCAACAGCAGGCCAGAGCUGGACGAUGUCCCUAAAGACUCCACGCUGAGAGACAGUAAAGGCAGCUCCCUCAGCUCUGAGGCAUCUUGGUAUGAUUCUCCGUGGGGCGCUGGCACGGAUCUGUGUGAUAAUGUCUUUACCAGUGGUCAACCUUCAGAUAGCAGCGGCUACACCACUCUGUCCUCCACACGCACUGAUGACUUCAGCUCCUGCCCCACAUCCACCCUGGACGGCCAUGUGAGUGACCUCCUUCACCAGCCCUUUCGCCAGGCCAGGAUGAACAGCAACCAGUACAGCAGCAGCGUUUAUGUGCCCAGCUAUUCUGGAUGCGCUGAGGAGGACAGUGGCAUCGGAGACUCUGUCCUGCUCUCUAUAGAGCAGAAAGACUUUGGGCUGACCUCUUUCGGUGACCUCUACACUAACCCAAACCUGACAGGACCAUUUCCCACGACUGGAAUACUGCCGUCAGGUCAGGUCCAGGACACUCCUGACCUCCGAGAAGAGAGUUCAGCAACCCAGGCUUUUUCCUCUCUCACAUUACCCUGCAGAAAACCGGUUGCCGACAGCAACAGCAGGAAGGACUCGCUCAAGAGCCGAAUCCGCCGCCUCAGCGACUGGACAGGCAGUCUAAGCAGGAAGAAACGGAGGCUGCAGGAACCCAGUGCUCUGGAGGCCUCAGAGCCAUUUAGCAGUGGAGUGGAUGGUCUUCUGGGUGACUCCAGUCUUCAGCUGGGCUGCGGGCCAUACUGGAGCAGUCUCGUGUCCAGCCAGACGCAGUCGGCCUGCUCUCUAACUGACCCUGUGCAGCAGAGCCAGCGGCAGAAUGUUUAUGAGAACUUCAUGCAGGAGCUGGAGCCGGGUGGCAGCAGUAGCAGUGGUGCGCUGGCGGACACUCUGCAGGCGUGGGAGUGUGACGGAGAACAGGGUGAAAGCAGCAGUGGAUCUCUGGGCUCUUUGGAGCAGAUGGAGCUGCUGUUUGAGAAGGAGCAGGGUGUGGUGCGCAGGGCUGGCUGGCUGGCCUUUAAGCCGCUCAUCAACCUGCAUAAGGAGCGCAAACUAGAGCUGGUCACUCGCCGUAGGUGGAGGCAGUACUGGGUCACACUAAAAGGCUGCACGCUGCUGCUGAGUGAGGCCAAUGGUAAAGGCUGCCCGGAGCAGGACGCCAGCCCACGUUACGCCCUGCAGGCCGAGGACAGCAUCGUACAGGCCGUCCCAGAGCACCCCAAAAAGGAGCACGUCUUCUGUUUGAGCAAUGCUUACGGAGAUGUCUUCCUGUUUCAGGCUGCUAACCAAACUGACCUGGAGAACUGGGUGACAGCCAUCCACUCGGCCAGCGCCUCACACCUGGCCAAGCGUCAGGGCAAAGAGGAUACGGUGCGGCUGCUGAGGAGCCAGAGCAAAACCUUGCUGCAGAAGAUCGACAUGGACAGCAAAAUGAAGAAAAUGGCUGAACUGCAGCUGACUGUCAUCAGUGACCAGAAGAACAGGAAGGCUGUUGAGAGUCAGAUCCAGCAGUGGGAACAGAACCUGGAGAAGUUUAACAUCGAGCUGUUCCGAAUGCGCUGUUACCUGGCCAGCCUGCAGGGCAGCGAGCCGCCCAACCCAAAGAGCCUUCUGGCUGCUGCCGGACGCCCAUCCAAGAUGGCUCUCAGCCGUUUGGGAAUUUUCUCUGUCUCAUCUUUCCAUGCCCUGAUGUGCACUCGUGACGAGGCCACUCUGAAAAGACGUUCUCGCUGCCAGUCUCGAGCCGUUCGGAGUAAGCGCGGCAUUUUCUCCUCUCAGAAAGGCCUGGACAGUCUGACCAGACGAAACCACGAAAAGAGGCAGUCCCUGUCCCAGAUAUUUGAAGGACAUCCCCCUGCAACUCUCUGCCAUCCAGCAAUGCAGAGCAGCUCUGAGCAGAGACUAGAUGGUUUGGCCAAACUGCAUUCCGCAGCACCCCCCGAAGGCCAUUCCUGGGACUGUCCUGUUGAGACCCUGAUGUUGGUGUCUAUGCCUGAUGGCCAGGCCGUCAGUGUUCCUGUGAAGCAGGAUUUCCUGGUGGCUGACCUGCUCUGUUUGGCCUGCAAGGGGAGACAGUUGGACCCAGUGUUCCAUUGCUUACGUGUGAAGAGGCAUUUGGGUCAGGACAUCGAGUCCUUCACUCCAGCUUCCACUGAUCUACUGAGAGAGCUAGUGUUUGAUGAGCUUGAGGUUUGUCCUCUUAACGUGUUCAUCUUAAACAUGUCACGUCCUAACACAGCCACGGAUUUUGGGUUUGCAGUAACGGGGCAUGUGGACGGCUUAAGGCGAAGCCACGUCUACGUUAGUGAGGUGCAUCCAGAAGGCCUGGCAUUCACUGAAGGGCUCAGGGCUGGAGAUGAGAUCCUGGCUGUGAACGGUGUGAGUGUGUCUACUCUGGACCUGGGCCUCAUACAUACAUUCUUCAGUCAGAACACCCUGCGGCUGGUCCUGCGGCGUGAAGAGCCCAUCUCAGAUGACCAGGGCAGCGUCUGGCCUGAGUGUGACCCCACUGACCCCUACUGCCCUCCUCCACCCCCCAACCACAGCCAUGCACAGCUGGGUUCCUCAGACGUGUGUCAGUUCCUGGAGGUUCCAGGAGAUUCGGUGGUGCCUCUUUCUGAGGAGGUGCGUGAUAAGGCCGAGGCCUGCAGAAAGAGUGUGGAGACAACAUGCACGCUGUACCAGCCCUUCCCAGAAGAUCCAGGCCUGUCUGUGGACGGCUAUAGAAACCCGUACUCCACCGACAGCGGCCCUGCUAGGGGCAGCCCGCGACACAUGUCCGUGACCGAGAGACUGCACAAGGUCAUUCAGGAGCUGGUGGACACAGAGAAGUCGUACGUGAAGGACUUAGGUUGUCUGUUUGAGAUCUAUCUGAAGCCUUUAGAGAGACAGACGUUCCUCAGCCAUGGAGAGAUGGAGUCUCUGUUCGGCAGUCUGCCGGAGAUGCUGGACUUCCAGAGGAUUUUCCUGCAGACACUGGAGGAGAGAACCACCUCAUCUCCAGACUUCAGGACACUGGAGACACCAGAGCAGCUUAGGAAACUUCUUUUCUCUCUGGGUGGAUCCUUCCUGUACUACGCGGACCAUUUUAAGCUCUACAGUGGCUUCUGUGCCAACCACAUCAAAGUGCAGAAAGUUCUAGAACGAGCAAAGACAGACCGGGCUUUCAAAGAGUUCCUGGAGGCGAGGAACCCCACCAAACAGCACUCGUCCACGCUGGAGUCCUACCUCAUCAAGCCUGUGCAGAGAGUGCUUAAAUACCCCCUGCUGCUGAAAGAGCUGGUAUCCCUGACUGACCCCGACAGUGAGGAGCACAGCCACCUCACAGAAGCAUUGAGGGCAAUGGAGAAGGUGGCCAGCCACAUCAAUGAGAUGCAGAAAAUCUAUGAAGAUUAUGGCACUGUGUUUGACCAGCUGGUGGCAGAGCAGAGCAGUACAGAGAAAGAGGUGACAGAAAUUUCGAUGGGAGAGUUCAUCGUCCACAGCUCUGCGCUCUGGUUGAACCCCAUGCCCUCGUUGGGCCGCAUGAGGAAAGACCCUGAACUCACACUCUUCAUCUUCAAGAGAGCAGUUAUUUUGGUGUAUCGUGAGAGCAGCAAGCUGAAGAAAAGGAUGCAGACUAGCUCCCGCUCCGGAGAUCUGGACCCCUUUAAAUUCCGCUGGCUCAUUCCUGCCUCAUCUGUACAGGUUCGCCCUGGAAACUCAGCAGGAUCUGAGGAUCCUUGUCUUUGGGAAUUAGUUCACACUAAGUCGGAAGUGGAAGGAAGACCAGAAACAGUCUUCCAACUCUGCAGCAGUAGUUUGGAGAACAAGGCCAAUGCAGUGAAGGCUGUCCGCUCCAUCCUGAGAGAAAAUUCCAAAAGGAAUGUUCCAGCUGAAAGAGGAUCCAGAGAUAAUCUGACGUUUCCCAGGAGGAGCCACCCAGCAGCAGUCAGAACCAGCUCCUGGCUCCAGAGGCUCCAGCCACAGUCAGAUGGACUUAAGCGCAGUCCACUGGAUUCAGAGGAGGGCAGACUUGGUGGAGAUACACAUUCAGAACCUGCAUGUGCUCCAAGAAAUGAAAGCUCCUCUCUUAGCAAGAGGGCCAGGCUGUGCUCCCUGACCGGCUCGCUGGAGGCUCAGCUUCAGAGGCUGAGCUUCAUGGACCCACAGGAAGCCACCCACAAGGACUCCAGCGGCCUGCAAUCCAGUCAGUUGACCCUGCUGGAGGAUACAUCUGCAGUGGACCUCAACUGCCUGCUGGCUAGAGACUGCAGCGUACAGAACCUGAACUCUGUCACAAAUGAAGACUGCUUCUAUGAUACGGUCAUGGGCAUCCAGAAAGCUGCCAUCCCCACAUUGUAGAUACAUGAGGGGUCAUCUGUUCUGGUCCAGGAGGGCUUUAGUCCAGCAGUUUGGGGAUUUCCCUGCUCAAACAUACACAUAUCCAAUAUUUCUUCUCUAAAAAUUCCUCAGCUUCAAAAUGAGCUAUUUUUAUAGAAGCACUUCAAUUAAAUUGAGCAUCUGAAAGUAGACAAUAAUGCUCAAACUGUCCAAGCACUACACCACAGAAAGAAAUACACAACUAAUAGUAUCACCUCUCAGUGUGACUGAAUACUAUUUAGAUUUGAAAGAUGACUUUUUUUAUAUACAUCAAAAUUCCUAUUUGAAAAACUUUCCAAAUUGCAAGAGGUGCAGUUUUAAUCAUUGCCUACAUUAUCAGGAGUAUUUUCUUAGGUUUUAAGAAGGGAAGUUUAACUUAACAAAGAGCUGUAAACUGCCAUAGAUGAGUAAGACCUGAUGGUUCCCAACCAUCCCCUAGACCUCUAGACGGCCCACAUUUUUCUUUCAUCCCUGUGUCAAAAUAUGUGGACUAUCUGGGCAGCUCUAGGGACCUGUUGUGAGAAUCACUGAGUUAGACCCUUCAGAAGUAACCAGAUAACCACAUCUGGCCUUGCUAGACUUGUACUUGCCUUGGUCUUCACUUCUCCUGGACCAGAAUUGCUGUAGAGGAACUGAUACCUUGGCUUACCGAGAAUACGCACAGCUUACAUAACAUUUAUGAUAUUUGGCAGAUACUCUAAUCCUGAAUAACCUAGAGCUUAACCAUGUUACAGAGGAUGUAGUGUUGGGAGUCUUGCCUAAGGACUCUUAGUGUAGAAUAGAGAAUGGAACCAUUGGCCUUCAUACAGCCCACUGUAUGGAGGCCAAUGGUGUUAUCCUCUACGCUACAUCACUGGCAUGCUUUAGCAUACGCUAAUUUAGCCAGUGGCUUUUGCACAGAUGCAGUGGACCUAAAGACAUGACGGAUUGGCCGAUUACAGUGUAAACGCUGGUCCUCAAGCGCGCUGCCUUGCAUUCUGAGCUCUACGAAACACACGUUGCCUUGAUUAGCUUUCUUAACACAAGCCAAGAAGAUUUGACAUUUGUGAAUACUGUGUCUUUAUAUUUAUACUGCUUUCUGACAAAGGCUCUUCUUAGUUUAGGAACAGCUUGAUUUAAUCAUGUUUUUACGAGCAGGAAGAUUCUGAGAAUAUUUUCUAAGUUAUAACUGUACAUCUCCUUCGUGUAAUUUGAUUCAGUGUUGUUGUUUUUUUUUUUGCGAUGGAUGUAGCAUGACUCUCAUUUCUUAAGAUAAAUACCUUUUGGAUAUGUUUCUUUGUUGUUUACUGUAAUUUACUGUAUUUAAAGUACCUCCUGAACUAUAUUGUCUUUUGUAGUGUUACUUAAUUUAUUUGUAAAAAUAUGCUAUAUCCGCAACCUGGCCAGCUCUUGACCUUAAAAUAAGCUUAUAUUGUAAUAUUUAAUAAAAUAUCUCUUCUGCUCUUCCA